Plectropomus leopardus (leopard coralgrouper) is the source of this 2265-nucleotide messenger RNA. The record is from RefSeq and is a predicted model, not a curated record. Lineage: Eukaryota; Metazoa; Chordata; Actinopteri; Perciformes; Serranidae.
UGCUUCUCUCCCCCCGGUCCACAGAAACAGACGGGAGCGAUGGAGGAAGAGUUAAAAUGCCCCGUUUGCGGUUCCCUCUUCAAGGACCCCAUCCUGCUGCCGUGCUCCCACAAUGUCUGCCUGGCCUGUGCUCGGAACAUCACCGUCCAGACCCCGGAGGGAGAGACCCCGGUGCAGAGCCGAGCCUCGGGCAGCUCUGACUACGACUACCUGGACAUGGACAAGAUGAGUCUGUACAGCGAGACGGACAGCGGAUACGGCUCCUACACGCCGUGCCAGCUCAAGUCUCCAAACGGGGUGCGUGUGUUUCCGCCGGCCACCCACCACCGACACUGCUCCCUCACCUGCCCGCUGUGCCAUCGGAGCGUCUCCCUGGAUGAGCGGGGGCUCCGGGGUUUCCCUCGGAACCGGUUGCUGGAGGCCAUCGUGUCGCGGUACCAGCAGAACCGCCGCGCCUCCGCUUCCUCCUCCUCUUCUAAUUCUUCCAGUGCGGUGAAGUGCCAGCUGUGCGACCGCAACCCGGUGGACGCGGCGGUGAUGUGCGAGCAGUGCGAUGUCUACUACUGUAACGCCUGCCAGCAGAGAUGCCACCCGUCCCGCGGUCCGCUCGCCAAACACCGCCUGGUGCCGCCGCCGAACCAAGCGGCGGGAGGAGGCGCGGCCGGCGGAGGAGGCAGCGGCGGUCAGCAGCCGCCUGCCACCGCGCGGAAACCGGCGACCUGCAUCGAUCAUGAAGCGGAAAACUUCAGUAUGUACUGCUACAGCUGCAAGAUUCCAGUGUGUAUGAAGUGUCUGGAGGAGGGGAAACACGCCAAACACGACGUCAAAACGCUGGCCAUGAUGUGGAAACAACACAAGUGCCAGAUCUCCCAGGCCCUGAAUGGCGUCUCUGAUAAAGCUAAAGAUGCCAAGGAGUUCCUAGUUCAACUCAAGAACAUGCUUCAGCAGAUACAGGAGAACGGCGUAGAAUUUGAAGCUUGUCUUGUGGCCCAGUGUGACUCUCUGAUUGAGGCGCUCACCAGGCAGAAAGCCAAACUGCUCACCAAAGUCACCAAGGAGAAGGAGUACAAGCUAAAGGUGGUGCGUGACCAGAUCACCCACUGCACCAUGAAGUUACGUCAGACCACUGGCAUGAUGGAGUUCUGCCUGGAAGUCCUCAAAGAGAACGAUCCCAGUGGAUUCCUACAGAUCUCAGAUGCUCUAAUCAAGCGGGUGACAUCGUCUCAGGACCAGUGGGUGAAAGGGGCCCUAGAGCCAAAAGUAGGCCCUGAGUUUGACCUCAUGAACACCGAUUCGCUACUCCAAACCAUCCUGCAGCUGGACUUCUGCCAGGGCAAAGAUGUGCAGGAGAAACCGUUAUUGAAACAAAUGCAGGCAGCAGGCAGUGAUGAGGCUGAGACGGAGACAGAGAGCCCAGGAGUGGAGUCUGGACCCGCAGUGCCGGCGGCUCCUCUCCUUCAGCUGGAGAAGUGCUGCACCAGGAACAACAGUGCCACCCUGGCCUGGAGGGUAACCACGCCCCCUGCCAGCCCUAUUGAGGGCUACAUCCUGGAGCUGGACGACGGCAACGGAGGACAGUACAGGGAGGUGUAUGUGGGGAAGGAGACGGUGUGUACGGUGGAUGGCCUCCAUUUUAACAGCUCCUAUAACGCCAGGGUGAAAGCCUACAAUGCCAUCGGUGUGGGGCCGUACAGCAAGACUGUGGUGCUGAAGACCUCUGAUGUGGCUUGGUUCUCCUUUGACCCGACUACAGCUCAUCGAGACAUCGUUCUGAACAACGAAAACCAGACAGUCACCUGUAGCAGCUACGAUGACCGUGUGGUGCUUGGAACUGCUGCUUUUUCCAAAGGCAUCCACUACUGGGAGGUCCGCAUCGAUCGCUAUGACAACCACCCGGACCCUGCAUUUGGCGUGGCAAGGAUCAAUACCAUGAAAGACAUGAUGCUGGGGAAAGAUGACAAGGCUUGGGCCAUGUAUGUGGACAACAACCGCUCCUGGUUCAUGCAUAACAACUCCCACACCAACAGGGCCGAGGGAGGCAUCACUAAGGGCUCGACUGUGGGCAUCCUGUUGGAUCUGAACAAACACACACUGACCUUCUACAUCAACAAGGAGCAGCAUGGACCGACUGCCUUCGAGAACCUGGAUGGGGUUUUCGUACCUGCCGUCAGUCUCAACAGAAACGUGCAGGUCACCUUACUGACAGGCCUGGAGGUGCCAAAAAAUACCAAACAGUAGGAGAUCCUUCCUCCCUCUGAGCGUGCC